Messenger RNA from Rhineura floridana, 1881 nucleotides. RefSeq names its product G-patch domain containing 2 (gene GPATCH2). The coding region runs from base 156 to 1685 and encodes 509 amino acids. The record is from RefSeq and is a predicted model, not a curated record. NCBI's taxonomy places the organism in Eukaryota, Metazoa, Chordata, Lepidosauria, Squamata, Rhineuridae. Gene Ontology annotation, molecular function: nucleic acid binding. The transcript is spliced from 10 exons.
UUCCUUCCAGCACCGCGGCUGCUUCCGGGAUACCAUCAUGGAGGUGUGAGAAGCGCAGCAGCCCGAGAGUGGCCCGGUGGACUGUCACCUUUCCCGAGUCUCUGCGAAGCGGCACCCGUCUCCCCAGGGAGCGGCCGACGGCGGGCGCCGGGUACAUGUUCCGGGUGGCUGAGCCCAACCCGAGCAGACCUCCGGCCGCCAGGAAGAGCUGGCAUUUCAGUAAGACCAUGGAGGAGCUAGUUCAUGAUCUGGUUUCAGCACUGGAGGAAAGUUCAGAGCAAGCAAGAGGAGGCUUUGCAGAUACAGGGGAUCAUUCUCGCAGUGUCUCUUGUCUUCUAAAACGUCAGGCCCGAAAGCGAAGGGGUAGGAAAAGACGUUCAUUUAACACCCAUCACCCCUGGGAGACUGGCCACUGUUUAAGUGAAGGCUCUGAUUCUAGCCUUGAGGAACCUAACAAGGAUUAUAGAGAGAACCAUACUAAUAACAAGAAAGACCAUAGUGACUCUGAUGACCAGUUGUUAGUUGCAAAACGCAGACCAACUUCAAAUUUAAAUAACCUCAGAGGCAAAAGGCCUCUAUGGCACGAACCUGAUCUAGCUGUUGAUAAUUUAGGAAAUAGGACUCUGCGUAGAAGGCGAAAGGUGAAACGAAUGGCAGUUGAUCUACCUUCAGAAGUAACAAACACACUGACAUUACUGCAACAGCAUGACAACAUUAAAGAUCAGGAAAUGGACAAUGACAACAGAUCUUGCCAACAUCAAGAGCUAACAAAGAGCAAAGUUAAAAAAAGGAAACUAGCAGCAAGUAGGCAAGGACCAGACAUUUUGGAUGAAGGCGUGGUCAUAGAGAAUGAUGACAUCAACCAGGCAAGCAAGGAUAAGAUGGAGUAUGAGGAGCAAAAGGGUUCCGAUGAAAACAUGAGUGACAGUGAGUCCAGCAGCCUGAGCAGUAGUGAUGCUGGUUUGUUUACCAAUGAUGAGGGACGACAAGGUGAUGAUGAGCAGAGUGACUGGUUCCACGAAAGUGAACCUGGAGGUGCCUGUGGGAUCACUGGGAUCAUUCCUUGGUGGGAAAAAGAAGAUUCUGCAGAACUGGAGAAAAAGUUGCCUGAUCCAGUCUUUGAAAGUAUCUUAACAGGCAGUUUUCCUCUUAUGUCCCAUUCAGGCAAGAGAGAUUUCCAGACAAGAUUUAGUCACCUUCACGGAAUGCCAGCAAGGAACAUCAAAAAAGUUGCCGGAAACCCAACCACAAUGAUUGCUGCUCCAGGCUCAUGCGGUAACAAGAAAGCUGCACAUUUGUCCCAAGAGUCUCAUCACCAUGACCAUUGGUUUAGCCCUGGGGCUAGAAAGGAACAUAGCCAGCUUCAACUCCUGCGGGACAACCGAUCAGAGAGAGGACACAAGAAAAAUAGUUCAGUGAAAACAGCAAGCAGACAGACAAGUGUCCAUUUGGGAUCCUUAUGUAUGGGUGAUAUCAAACGAAGGAGAAAAGCUGCACCACUGCCAGGACCUACUGGGUUUGUUGGUGAAAAUGCUCAACCAAUCUCUGAUAGCAACAUUGGCAAUAGGAUGCUCCAAAGUAUGGGCUGGACACCUGGUACAGGCCUUGGACCAGAAGGCAAAGGGAUAGCCGAACCAAUCCGAGCAAUCCAGAGGCCAAAGGGACUUGGACUUGGAUUCAGCUAACCGAAAAGCACUCCAGCUGCUGUUCAGACAUCAAAACGACCAACCUUAACUUUGAAAUAACUAAAAACAUUCUGUUCUGCAGUUCUCAAAACAUCCAGUGUUUCUUACUGUAACUUUUGAAUACAGAAGCCUCAAUGUUUUCUAUUAAAGCUGCAAGGGCCCAGCCAUUAGGGCAGUCCUGAUGUUUGAAUCCUAA